AUGAGUUCUUUAUUGACAUCAUAUGAGUCAGAUUUCAAAACAACCUUAGAACAAGCAAAGACGGGCUUAUUGGAAGCUCCCUCACAACAAUUAUCACAGAGAAAUUCUACAUUGAAGCAUGUAGAAGAGCAACAGGAUGAGUUGUUUGACUUGAUAGAUCAAAUGGAUGUGGAAGUUAAUAAUAGUAUAAGCGAUGCCUCGGAACGUGCUACGUACAAAGCGAAAUUAAGAGAGUGGAAGAAGACAAUACAGAGCGAUAUCAAAAGACCAUUGCAGUCUCUAGUGGACUCAGGCGAUCGCGAUAGGCUUUUUGGAGCUCUUAAUGCAUCUAAUAUUGAUGAAGACCAAAGGCAACAAUUGUUGAGUAACCAUGCAAUCUUACAGAAAUCUGGAGACAGACUGAAGGAUGCCAGUAGAAUAGCAAACGAAACUGAAGGAAUAGGGUCACAAAUAAUGAUGGAUUUAAGAUCACAGAGAGAAACCUUGGAAAAUGCAAGGCAAACUUUGUUUCAAGCAGAUUCAUACGUGGAUAAGAGUAUAAAGACACUAAAAACAAUGACUAGGAGGUUAGUCGCGAAUAAAUUCAUAAGCUAUGCCAUUAUUGCCGUGCUGAUAUUAUUGAUCCUACUAGUCUUAUUCUCAAAAUUUAAAUAA
This is a messenger RNA of Saccharomyces mikatae IFO 1815, 654 nucleotides long. It is a transcript of the gene VTI1, whose product is annotated as v-SNARE protein VTI1. The transcript has a single exon. Bases 1 to 654 code for a protein of 217 amino acids. The record is from RefSeq and is a predicted model, not a curated record. Gene Ontology annotation, biological process: macroautophagy; intracellular protein transport; retrograde transport, endosome to Golgi. Gene Ontology annotation, cellular component: late endosome membrane; ER to Golgi transport vesicle membrane; endoplasmic reticulum membrane. NCBI's taxonomy places the organism in Eukaryota, Fungi, Ascomycota, Saccharomycetes, Saccharomycetales, Saccharomycetaceae. Gene Ontology annotation, molecular function: SNAP receptor activity; SNARE binding.